This is a messenger RNA of Harpegnathos saltator (Jerdon's jumping ant), 1713 nucleotides long. RefSeq names its product methanethiol oxidase. The record is from RefSeq and is a predicted model, not a curated record. The transcript is spliced from 8 exons. Gene Ontology annotation, molecular function: selenium binding. The coding region runs from base 134 to 1570 and encodes 478 amino acids. NCBI's taxonomy places the organism in Eukaryota, Metazoa, Arthropoda, Insecta, Hymenoptera, Formicidae.
AGCGAGACUGACCGGUGCCUCGCGCUCUUCCACAUUUCCCUCUCCUCGAUUGCCGUCGAGCCGAUCGAGUCCUCGGUCGAUCCGCGGCUCCGAUCCGACACAGUUAACAGCCGACCCGCGUCACGUCGACACGAUGGCAGAGCAGAAAGCGUGUUCUUCCUCCUGCGGACCGGGCUACAAAAGUCCGAAAGCGGCGAUGGUCGAGGGGCCGCGCGAGAAACUCCUGUACGUCGUCUGCAUACACACGGAUCCCGAGAAGGCGGACGUCCUUAGCACCGUGGACGUGGAUCCUGAAAGUCCCACGUUCUGCCAGAUAAUACACAAAUUGAGGAUGUCAGUGGCCGGCGACGAGUUACAUCACUCCGGUUGGAACGUCUGCAGCAGCUGUCAUGGCUCACCGACGCACAAACGUGACACUUUGGUGUUGCCUAGUCUCAUGUCAGACCGGGUGUACUUUGUCGAUACCAGCAACGAGAAAGCACCAAAGAUGAAGAAGAUUCUGGAGCCGCAAGAGAUGCACAAGUACGGGAUAUCAACGCCGCAUACCUCGCACUGCCUGCCAACCGGUUUGAUAAUGAUCUCCACCAUGGGGAAUCUCAAUGGCGACGGACUGGGUGAAUUCUUCUGCAUCGAUGCGGAGACUCUGGAGGCGAAGAGCACGUGGACCAAGGGCUCCGCUAAAGCAGCUUUCGGCUACGACUAUUGGUAUCAGCCGUAUCACGAUGUGCUGAUCGCCAGCGAGUGGGGCGCGCCUAGAGUCUUCAAACGGGGUUACAACCCGAGCGACUCUGAAGAUCCCAAGAUCUACGGGCGAAGUCUGAACGUGUACUCGUGGAAGGAGCAGAAGCUGAAGCAAAGCAUCAACUUGGGAGACGACGGGAUCACGCCACUCGAGAUUCGAUUCCUCCACGAUCCUUACGCGUCCGAAGGAUUCGUGGGCUGCGCGGUAUCAUCCAACAUUUACCGCUUUUACAAGACGAAGGACGGCUCGUGGGACACGGAAAAAGUGAUUCAAGUGCCCCCGAAGGAGGUCGAAGGAUGGAUGUUGCCUACGAUGCCGGCCAUGAUCACCGACAUCCUGAUCAGCCUCGACGACAAGUACCUGUACAUGUCCAACUGGUUGCACGGCGACGUCCGACAGUACGACAUCUCGAACACGAAGAAGCCGAAGCUGACGGGUCAGGUCUUCCUGGGCGGGUCGAUAUUGGGCGACUCGCAGGUGCGCGUGACGAAGGACCUUGAGAUGUCGCGCCAGCCCGAUCCCGUGUACGUGAAGGGACGCAGGCUACAUGGAGCGCCGCAAAUGCUGCAGCUAAGCCUGGACGGACGUCGGCUGUACGUGACCACGUCGAUCUUCAAGCCGUGGGACAAAGAAUUCUAUCCCGACCUUCUCAAAUACGGAUCGACGAUGGUGAAACUCGAUAUCGACGUGAAGAAGGGCGGCAUGAAGCUCGACGAUCAAUUUCUCGUUGAUUUCGGCGCCGAUAAGGACGACAUCCUACUCGCGCACGAGAUGAGAUACCCCGGCGGAGAUUGCACGUCCGACAUAUGGCUGCCGGAAAAACACUGACUUGGACGCAUUUGCGAUGGAGGAGGGGUCGCGCCAAGGAUACUUUGACAUCUGCGAGAACAGCGCUUGCGAUAUCGCGUUUUAUAUAGCAAUAAUAUAUCCUGUACGAUUUUUCCUCGUAAUAAAAACUCGCGAUAUUUUCA